AUGAAGAGAGAUAGAGUUAUGGAGGAACCAAGUUAUGAUACAGCAAGCAAUGAAGGGAAGAAAUUGUCAACAGAUGACAUUUUGAGAAUUGCUGGAACAAGAUUUAUUCAGUGUUUUGAUUCUCUGCAGGCUGCUGAUCAUGCUCCUUCCAUGAUGCUCAGCCACCCUCUUGAAUGUUCUUUAUAUGGCCUUUCCAUAGAAGAGACUAAAGAUGUUGAGCUUGUGGAGUUGCUCCUUUCUUGUGCUGAGAGAGUAGAAUGUAAGCAGUUUGAAUGGGGGAGCAAAUUACUCGGCCAAUGUGAGCUGUUAUGUUCUGAAACAGGGAAUUCAGUUCAAAGAGUGGUUUACUAUUUCUGUCAAGCUCUUAGAGAGAGGAUUGACAAAGAAACCGGACGACACAUUCUGCUGAGUUUGCAGACAAUUCAGCAGAUAGCUCAGCAGCAGUUUGAUAUUGAUAAGGCAUUGAUGACUCUAACUCCUACUCUCCAUGCAAUUCACAAUAAUAUUCCAUUCUUUCAGCUGUCUAUUUUUACAGGAAUUCAAGCCAUUGUUGAGAAUGUCAGGGGGGCGAAGAAGGUUCACAUAGUUGAUCUAGGAAUAAGGAGUGGUUCCCAAUGGACUGUACUAAUGCAAGCUCUUGCUUCUUCUAGUCAUGAAUCUCCACUUGAGCUUCUCAAGAUCACUGCUAUUGGAACUACUUCAAAACAUGUCAUUGAGGAAACAGGUGAUAGGUUGUUGAGUUUUGCCAAGACCAUGAACAUACCUUUGUCUUUUAAGAUAGUGAUGGUAUCAGAUAUAUCCCAUCUCAAAGAAGACCUUUUCGAGCUAGAUUCUAAUGAAACAGUAGCUGUCUACUCUUCAUGUUUACUUAGGAGAUUUCUUUCAGAACCAGAUCAACUGGAGUAUUUAAUGAAAGUGGUAAGGAACUUAAAUCCAUGUGUGAUGGUUGUUACUGAAGUUGAAGCAAACCACAACUCACCAGUUUUUGUUAACCGCUUUAUUGAAGCCCUUUUCUUCUAUGGAACACUGUUUGAUUGCUUUGAAUCUUGCAUGAAAAGGAAUGAUCCGAAUCGAAUGUUAGCUGAAGCAACUUAUUGUUUUCAGGCAAUCAGAAACAUUGUGGCCACUGAGGGAGAGGAGAGAAAAUUUAGAAUUGUGAAGAUUGAUGUGUGGAGAUCUUUCUUUGCCAGGUUUGGAAUGGAGGAGCUUGAAUUGAGCCCAUCAUCUAUAUACCAAGCUAAUCUCAUUGUUGGCAGAUUCCCAGCUGGGACUUCUUGUACUCUUGGCAUGAAUGGAAAAUGCCUCAUGAUGGGUUGGAAAGGUACACCACUUCAAUCUCUUUCUGUUUGGAGAUUCCAUUGA
Molecule: messenger RNA, 1362 nt
Organism: Humulus lupulus (European hop)
Lineage: Eukaryota; Viridiplantae; Streptophyta; Magnoliopsida; Rosales; Cannabaceae
Product: DELLA protein GAI1-like
Exons: 1
Coding region: 1-1362 (453 amino acids)
Biological process (GO): regulation of DNA-templated transcription
Cellular component (GO): nucleus
Molecular function (GO): DNA-binding transcription factor activity; sequence-specific DNA binding
Source: RefSeq, a predicted model, not a curated record